This is a messenger RNA of Perca fluviatilis (European perch), 1163 nucleotides long. It is a transcript of the gene dtd1, whose product is annotated as D-aminoacyl-tRNA deacylase 1. Gene Ontology annotation, cellular component: cytoplasm. The transcript is spliced from 6 exons. Gene Ontology annotation, molecular function: D-tyrosyl-tRNA(Tyr) deacylase activity. The coding region runs from base 100 to 723 and encodes 207 amino acids. The record is from RefSeq and is a predicted model, not a curated record. Gene Ontology annotation, biological process: tRNA metabolic process. NCBI's taxonomy places the organism in Eukaryota, Metazoa, Chordata, Actinopteri, Perciformes, Percidae.
GCUUCGGCCGGUAGAGGGCGACAACGUCCGCCCACGCCUGUAGGUCUUUGGAAGAUAGGAGAGCGUGUGCACUGCCCCCGCCCCAACACAACCAAAACAAUGAAAGCUAUCAUUCAGAGGGUCACCAAGGCGACUGUGACAGUGGGAGGAGAAGAGAUCAGUUCAAUAGGACGAGGACUGUGUGUACUGCUGGGAAUAUCAGUGGAGGACACCCAGAAGGAUGCGGACUACCUAGUACGCAAGAUCCUGAACCUGCGGCUGUUUGAAGAUGAGAACGGGCGGGCGUGGAGCAAAAGUGUCAUGGACAGGGACUUUGAGGUGCUGUGUGUGAGCCAGUUCACGCUGCAGUGCAUACUGAAAGCCAACAAGCCAGACUUCCACUCAGCCAUGCCUGCAGAGUUGGCCCAGCCCUUCUACAAUAGCAUCCUGGAGAACAUGAGGAGUACCUACAAGCCAGAGCUGAUUAAGGAUGGGAAGUUUGGCGCCUAUAUGCAGGUCAACAUACAAAAUGACGGGCCUGUUACCAUUGAACUGAUGUCACCUAGUGGCCCCACAGACCCCAAACAGCUGUCCAAGCAGGAGAAGCAGCAGCAGAGGAAAGAGAAGACGCGCUCCAAGGGCCCCUCGGAGUCGAGCAGGGAAAAAGUCGCUUCACGUUCCCGACAGGACCCCAACGCCAGCAGUGGAGCCGACGGUGAUGUGUCAUCAGAGAGGGAGACCUAGGUCAGCAGGAUGUCAAACUGGGGACAUAACGGUGAGCCGAGUUUCCACAGGAAGGCCUUAAUCCUCAGUGACUCUUACAGCUGACCGUGGACUGUGCUCCUUACUUUUGGAAAUCAGCAGGAUUCUCUUGGCCUGUCGCAGAGCAUCAUCCCCCCCUUGCCGGUGUCCUUGGCUUCUCUCCUCCAGAUUUACAGUAGAUCCUCACAAAGGAUUGGCUCGGUGUAAAGUAAAGAAGCAAAGUCUAACCACAACACUGCCCAGUUUUCUUAGAUUGAUGAAGGGAGUUUGAGGGUGCACAGGAAGGAAACAGCCAUCAGCAGCACUAUACUGUUUUUUUUUUUUUCCUACUGCCUAUCUUUUCAUGUUUCUACCUCCAUCUGGCUUUGUUUCUGUCCAUCUUUUCCUUUCAGAUUCUCCCUGCCUGCUAUAUAUAUAUAUAU